UGAACACACUUUUUCGCAUCUUAGAGAAUUUAAGAUCUUUUUAUAUAAUCGCUGUCCUAAGUCCGCUGAUAUAAACAUAAUAUUCAGUUACAAAUUUGACAAACUCAAAUUUCAACCGUAUUUCUUUUUGGAUCUCAGUGCAAUCUCACAAAACUUUGGUAAGUCAUGCUAAUUUUCGAGUCAAUAAAGGAAUGGAUUUCAUUCCGGAAAUCAAUAGAUCACACAAAAUAUAUAGGCUUUGUUCCUACUAUGGGUUGUUUACACGAAGGACAUGCCAGUUUGAUUAGAAAAUCUGUAGCAGAAAAUGAUUUUACCGUUUUGAGUAUCUUCUUGAACCAAACUCAAUUUCCUGACCAAUCUGACUUUGAAAAUUAUCCAAUAACAACUGACGAAGAUUUAGAAAUAGCCAAAAAAGAAAAAGUAGAUGCUGUCAUUUUACCAACAACUAGUGAAAUGUAUCUCGAUGAUUACCACUAUAAAGUAACUGAAGAUAAUCUUAGUAUGCUCAGAGAAGGCUCACAUCGGCUUGGACAUUUUACUGGUGUCUUAACUGUAGUCAUGAAGCUUCUUAAUAUCGUUAAAGCACAAAAUGCAUAUUUCGGAGAGAAAGAUUAUCAACAAUAUGAGUUAGUCAAAGGAAUGAAAGAGGCGUUUUUUAUCGACACAGAAAUAGUACCUUGUCCUACAGAAAGGGACGAGAAUGGAAUCGCGUUAAGUUCUAGGAAUAGACGACUUACUAAAGAACAAAUGAAUGUAGUUAAAAAUUUUCCCUUGUUACUUUCAUCUAAGCAUUUAUCACCUAACGAAAUUACAGAGAAGCUUAAGGCAUUAGGAUUUAAGGUGAAUUACAUUGAAGAUACAAAUAACAGGAGAUAUGGUUCAGUACAGAUAGGUGACAUUAACUUGAUAGAUAACUUUAAUUUAUCUUAGUUAAUAUCUGUCCUUUGCAUAUCAAAAAAAUAAUACCGCAAAUUUAACAUAAUGGUGUGUAAUUUGUUCUGAGGUAUGCUUCAGUUUUGUUUAUAAACUACCCACUUUAUGCUUAGCGUAAAUGGAUUGUCAUGUUCAUAUCACUGAAUGUUAUAUUUCUUUUUAUAAUCAAUCAAUUUUUGUACUUUUUACACACUGUCUAGAUACUUGAGCUACAUCAUACGAAAUACAAGUACCUCGUCAAGCAAUACACGUAGAUGCAGUAGUUACAAAUGCACCAAAAUCGAAAAUUGUUGAGUUAAAUAACUGGAAUUGUAAGAUCAAUUUUGCUAUAUUUUAAACGGAAAGAUUAUUUAUGACUGCUGGAGCUCUGUCAUAUUAUCUUUUUUUGUUUGUCCUUUACUUAAAGUAUGGCAAUUUUAGUCGCAUGUAUGUCAAUAAGCCACUAUCAGUCGACGUACUAAUUUGUUAUCAUGUUCUAAUGUUAGCAAAUAGUGAUUGUAAAUUGUGUCAUUAUAC
Acanthoscelides obtectus is the source of this 1449-nucleotide messenger RNA. NCBI's taxonomy places the organism in Eukaryota, Metazoa, Arthropoda, Insecta, Coleoptera, Chrysomelidae. The record is from the annotation of a GenBank genome assembly.